Molecule: messenger RNA, 1859 nt
Organism: Daktulosphaira vitifoliae (grape phylloxera)
Lineage: Eukaryota; Metazoa; Arthropoda; Insecta; Hemiptera; Phylloxeridae
Product: ankyrin repeat, PH and SEC7 domain containing protein secG-like
Exons: 8
Source: RefSeq, a predicted model, not a curated record
GGAAUGACAAUGUAUAUUCAAAACGCACAAAAAUAUGCCCUUUUGAAAGAGGUACGACCAUAAAAGCUGCUACAAAUGGUGACAUAGAAACAUUAAAACUAGCUCACGAAAGAGGAUCAGAAGCUGCUGCAAAAUAUGGGAAUUUAGAAAUUUUAAAAUAUGUUCAUGAAAAUGGAUGUAAAUGGGAUGAAAAUACAACUAGAGCCUCUGCAGAAAGUGGAUGUUUAGAAUGCUUAAAAUAUGCUCAUAAGAAUGGAUGCAAGUGGGAUGUGGGCACAACUACUGGUGCUGCUAUGAAAGCUGCUGCUGCUAAAGGACAUUUAGAAUGUCUAAAAUAUGCUCAUGAAAAUGGAUGUAAAUGGAAUGAAUUAACAACAAGAGAAGCCGCAAAAAGAGAUGAAACAACAACAACAGAAGCUGCAAAAAGUGGUAGUUUGGAAUGUUUAGUUUAUGCUCACAUAAAUGGAUGUAAAUGGGAUGUGGGCACAACUACUGGUGCUGCUAUGAAAGCUGCUGCUGCUAAAGGACAUUUAGAAUGUCUAAAAUAUGCUCAUGAAAAUGGAUGUAAAUGGAAUGAAUUAACAACAAGAGAAGCCGCAAAAAGAGAUGAAACAACAACAACAGAAGCUGCAAAAAGUGGUAGUUUGGAAUGUUUAGUUUAUGCUCACAUAAAUGGAUGUAAAUGGGAUGUGGGCACAACUACUGGUGCUGCUAUGAAAGCUGCUGCUGCUAAAGGACAUUUAGAAUGUCUAAAAUAUGCUCAUGAAAAUGGAUGUAAAUGGGAUGAAAAUACAACUAGAGCUUCUGCAGAAAGUGGAUGUUUAGAUUGUUUAAAAUAUGCUCAUAAGAAUGGAUGCAAGUGGGAUGUGGGCACAACUAUUGGUGCGCCCAUGAAUGCAGAAGCAGCGGCAAAAUAUGGUAAUUUAGAAAACUUAAAAUAUGUUCAUUUAAAUGGGUGUAAAUGGAAUCAUAAAACAACAAAUGCUGCUGCAGAAAAUGAACAUUUAGAUUGCUUAAAAUACGCUCAUGAAAAUAGAUGUGAAUUGGAUGAAAAUAUAAAGGAACUAGCUGCUUUUAACGGUGAUUUAGAAAUUUUAAAAUACGCUUAUCAAAAUGGAUGCACUUGGUCAGAAGGCACAACUAGUUCUGCUGCUUACAAUGGUCAUUUAGAUUGUUUAAUAUAUGCCCAUGUGAAUGGAUGCCAAUGGGAUGAUGGCACAACUAAAGUUGCAGCUUUAAAUGGUAAUUUUGAUUGUUUAAUAUAUGCUCACAAGAAUGGAUGCUAUUGGGAUGUUGGAACAACUAGAGCUGCUGCAGCAUGUGGUUGUUUCGAUUGUUUAAAAUAUGCUCAUGAAAGUGGAUGUAAUUGGGAUAUAGAUACAAUAGUUACAGCUGCUGUUCAUGGUAAUUUAUAUUGCUUAAAAUAUGCUUUUGAACUUGGAUAUGAUUGGGUGAGAGGUAUUACGAGAGGGACUGCUGCAAAUGGACGUUUAGAGUGCUUGAAAUAUGCUCAUGAAAAUGGUUGUGAAUGGGAUGAAGGCACAACAAGGGAGGCUGCUGCAAGUGGUUGUAUUGACUGUUUGAUAUUUGCUAAUGAAAAUGGAUAUCUAUGGGAUGUAGGGACAAAGAGUGCCGCUGCUGCAAAUGGUCAUAUAGAUUGCCUAAAAUAUGUUCAUGAAAAUGGAUGUGAGUGGGACGAAAGUACUACAAGACUUGCUGCUGCAAAUUAUCAAUUUGAUUGUAUAAUAUACGCACAUGAAAAUAAUUGCCCGUGGAGUAGAAAUACCAUUCAUGAAGCUAUUCAAAAUAAUUAUAUUGAUAUAAUUUUGUAUGCUAUAGCAAAUGGUUGUCCUAAUUAA